AGGAAAGGCGACUUAUCACUAGUCCAAAGCAUUAUGCAGGAUUACAAUGAAUUCGAGGCGCAGCAGAAACGUCAUAUGUAUCCUGACACUUUGAUGAAGCGCGCCGUUUACGAGGCAGCAUGCGGAAAUCACGCCUCUCUUGUCGCCUUAUUACUCGACAACGGAGCUAGUGUCACCGAUUCAGUUGUCAUGGCGGUCUAUAGAGGUCGCGACAAAACAAUAUUGAAGGAAAUCCUCAAGAGAGGGUUUGAAAUCAACACAGUUGAGCCUGGCGCGUCGUUGCUCACGCUAUCUGUUGGACACAUUGAGUGGAUGGAGGUUCUGUUACAUCACGGAGCAGACCCCAAUGUCAAAGGUUCGAGAGGAAAGACAGCGCUUCACUCGGCUGUAAUCCAGCCAUCGCUGCGACCCUGUCAACUCCUGCUUGACCAUAGCGCCAGACUGCCACGAGAUAUACUUAAGUCUGCUAUAGGUUGCACGGGUGCAAGCAUGGAAAUGAUUAAAUUUCUGGUCGACAAGGGGGCUGACCUCAGCUAUGUUCGCAAUAUCAAAACAGGCUACAAGAUCUAGCAAGGAGCGCCUCUACAUGUUGUUGCUCG
Colletotrichum phormii is the source of this 599-nucleotide messenger RNA. RefSeq names its product ankyrin repeat-containing domain protein. Gene Ontology annotation, cellular component: cytoplasm; nucleus. The transcript has 2 exons. The record is from RefSeq and is a predicted model, not a curated record. The coding region runs from base 34 to 570 and encodes 178 amino acids. NCBI's taxonomy places the organism in Eukaryota, Fungi, Ascomycota, Sordariomycetes, Glomerellales, Glomerellaceae. Gene Ontology annotation, molecular function: protein binding.